GGGAGAACCACCUCCACCCCCUCUUUUUAAAUUUUUUUAUUUUUUUAUUUUUUUUGCAAGAAUCCCAAGAGCUAAGGUGGCUGCAGAGGGGAGAGCGGCGAGAGCCAAGUGGGGGGAGGGUGGAGGAAACCCGGGAGAAGGCUUUCUCCAGCCCCCAAAGUUUUGAUGAUGACCAUGACUACGAUGGCUGACGGCUUGGAAGGCCAGGACUCGUCCAAAUCCGCCUUCAUGGAGUUCGGGCAGCAACAGCAGCAGCAACAGCAGCAGCAGCAGCAGCAGCAGCAGCAACAGCAGCCGCCGCCGCCGCCGCCACAGCCGCACUCGCAGCAGAGCUCCCCGGCCAUGGCAGGCGCGCAUUACCCUCUGCACUGCCUGCACUCGGCGGCGGCGGCGGCGGCGGCGGCCGGCUCGCACCACCACCACCACCAGCACCACCACCACGGCUCGCCCUACGCGUCGGGCGGCGGCAACUCCUACAACCACCGCUCGCUCGCCGCCUACCCCUACAUGAGCCACUCGCAGCACAGCCCUUACCUCCAGUCCUACCACAACAGCAGCGCAGCCGCCCAGACGCGAGGGGACGACACAGAUCAACAAAAAACCACAGUGAUUGAAAACGGGGAAAUCCGGUUCAAUGGAAAAGGGAAAAAGAUUCGGAAGCCUCGGACCAUUUAUUCCAGCUUGCAGCUCCAGGCUUUAAACCAUCGCUUUCAGCAAACUCAGUACCUGGCCCUGCCCGAGAGAGCUGAACUGGCAGCUUCCUUAGGACUGACACAAACACAGGUGAAGAUAUGGUUUCAGAACAAACGCUCCAAGUUUAAGAAACUGCUGAAGCAGGGCAGUAACCCGCAUGAGAGCGACCCUCUCCCAGGCUCAGCGGCCCUGUCGCCGCGCUCGCCCGCGCUGCCUCCGGUGUGGGACGUUUCUGCCUCAGCCAAGGGCGUCAGUAUGCCCGCCAACAGCUACAUGCCUGGCUACUCGCACUGGUACUCCUCUCCACACCAGGACACGAUGCAGAGACCACAGAUGAUGUGAGUUGUCUGAGGGAAAUUGAUACCCUAGGGAAACGUCUGAACAAGGCAAGGAGGAUCCAGGACCUGCUUGCAUCUGCCAAACCCAGCCAAAGGAGCAGGCUCGGGAGAUCUCUUCUGUGUAGCAAGACAGUCUGGGCGCUUGCUUGCUCUCUUGCUCUCUCUUUCUCUCUCUCUCUCUCUGUUUCUCUUCUCUCCUCUUUUUCUUUUCUUUUUUUUUUUUUCCUUUCCUUUCCUCAUCUGCUUUUUCCUUUGAGCAGCCUCAGUAACUGAUCUUGCAUUUUAGGGAGAGAGAGGGAAAGAGAGAGAGAGGGAGAGACUGGUUUCUAUGCCAGUGCUCCUGAAAUCCCUCACUGCAAGGACAUUUUCCCUUACCCUUUGGGAUCCAGGCUCUGAGCCUCCUCUUCUCUUUGGGAGUAUCCAUCAAAACGACUUUUUUUUUACAGACAUUUCCCCCACCAGAAGAAUCUGCGCAAACAUGGCAGCAUUUUUACUUGUUUAAUGAGCUUAAGACAUUACAUGAUGAAAAAGAAGUAUUUCAGGCUCCUGCAUUUUUAUUUACCAAUCCCAGACUGACAAAAAAAAAAAAGAAAGAAAGAAAGAAAGGAAAGAAGGAAGGAAGGAAGGAAGAAAAAGAAAAAAAAAC
Molecule: messenger RNA, 1677 nt
Organism: Neogale vison (American mink)
Lineage: Eukaryota; Metazoa; Chordata; Mammalia; Carnivora; Mustelidae
Gene: DLX6
Product: distal-less homeobox 6
Exons: 3
Coding region: 166-1035 (289 amino acids)
Biological process (GO): embryo development; regulation of transcription by RNA polymerase II; cell differentiation
Molecular function (GO): DNA-binding transcription factor activity, RNA polymerase II-specific; RNA polymerase II cis-regulatory region sequence-specific DNA binding
Source: RefSeq, a predicted model, not a curated record